AUGGCACCCCACGAAGGCCUCAUCCACCCAAAAGAAUAUGACAUCAAAGACAGCAAUGUGGAACUAAUCGGCAGCGACCUUGACCACCGCGUGAAGUACAACUCAGCCCUCACCGAACCCGCCUGGCAAAAUGUCGGUCAGGCACCAGGGCUAACUACCUGGCGGAUCGAAAACUUCCAAGUAAUCCUCUGGCCGAAAGAAAAAACCGGUCAAUUCUACGAUGGCGACAGCUUCAUCGUCCUCCACACCUACAAAGUCGGCGACGACAAGCUCGCACACGAUAUCUUCUUCUGGCUCGGCAGCAAAACAACACAAGAUGAAGCAGGUGUCGCGGCCUACAAGACCGUCGAGUUAGACGAGUUUCUCCACGGUGCUGCAACACAACACCGCGAGGUCCAGCAACACCCCUCGGACGAGUUCCUCGCCUUGUUCCGGAACUACGCGAUCAGGUCCGGUGGUGUGCGCUCGGGUUUCACGCACGUUGAACCUGAGGCAAGGCCGGAUGUGCUGACUUUACUGCGUGUUUUCAAACAUCCCGGUAUUGCGCGCAUUGAUUCGCUUAUUGUUCAUGAGGUCGAGCCGACCUGGCAGAGUCUCGAUGAGAAUGAUGUCUUUGUUUUGGAUAAAGGGGAUAAGAUCUGGGUUUGGCAGGGGAAGAAGUGUAGCCCGAUGGAGAAGGCUAAGGCCGCGCAGGUGGUCAACGACAUGACGCAGGCUAAGCAUGUUGAUGUUGAGGUUCUGUCGCAACUUGAGUCCAGAUCGAAGAUCUUUGUUGACUUGCUCGGUGGGAGGGAUGUCGCUCCUUCUACCUUGGAGGCGCCUAGACCUGGCCGGUUUGCAAAGAGGGAUGGUGAUGAUAGUGCUCGUUCGCGCAAGCUUUUCAGACUCAGCGAUGCUUCUGGGGAGUUGUCGUUUGAUCUUGUUAAGGAUGGGGAGCGGGUUGAUCGGUCUGACUUGGAUGGGAAUGAUGUUUUCCUUUAUGAUGCCGGGAAUAGACUCUGGGUUUGGCAGGGGUCUGAAGCUAGUGCGGGUGAGAAGGCGAUGUGGCUCAGGGUUGCGCAGUUCUAUGUUCGGAAGAUUCAGGAGAGCCAGGAAUCUUCGGAGGCGUAUCUGACGCCGAUUUCGAAGGUCGCGCAAGGCUAUGAAAGCCCGGCGUUCUUAAAGGCUUUGGAGGUUUAA
Molecule: messenger RNA, 1179 nt
Organism: Penicillium vulpinum
Lineage: Eukaryota; Fungi; Ascomycota; Eurotiomycetes; Eurotiales; Aspergillaceae
Product: gelsolin family protein
Exons: 1
Coding region: 1-1179 (392 amino acids)
Molecular function (GO): actin filament binding
Source: RefSeq, a predicted model, not a curated record